Messenger RNA from Echinococcus granulosus, 471 nucleotides. RefSeq lists its product as hypothetical. The coding region runs from base 1 to 471 and encodes 156 amino acids. NCBI's taxonomy places the organism in Eukaryota, Metazoa, Platyhelminthes, Cestoda, Cyclophyllidea, Taeniidae. The transcript has 6 exons. The record is from RefSeq and is a predicted model, not a curated record.
AUGACGUUGAAUAAUAAUUGUCAUUCUAAUGCAUCUCUACGCUGUAUGCUUCUCAUGACGUUUAAUAAUGAAUGUCAUUCUAAUGCAUCUCUACGCUGUAUGGUGAUACAAAAGAAAACUGUGGUCCAUGAACACAGACAGUUUUUUAAAUGCUACAGUGUUUUAAAUUUUUUUGGCAAGGAGAACAGUCGUCGUCGAUCGCAGAGAUGUGGAGGUGCAUUUUGCAUGUGUCUUCCUCAGAUCUCUGCUCCAAAGUGGAAUCGACAAAAAGCAAAUACAUUUCAUUCAAAUAUGUCUCAUAACAAACACAGUAUGUUUUGUGAAGAAAAAAAGCAUCGCCACCAAGUUCACACAUAUUCUAAAAAGCUAUCUCGCGAAAGGAAAAUAAAACGACAAAACAUUAUGUCAGUUUGUCCGAUAUCUACUACUUUUGCCACUAAAAUUUGGGAUUUAAAUGACGAUCACAGAUAG